AUGGGGCCCUGGCGGGCCCCGGGGCCCGCGGGUCGGCCCGAAAAAUCCCCGGGCCGGGGCCCGCGCCCGGCUGCCCGGCGGGGCACCCGGGCCUUCCGACGAGCGCGGGCCUGGCGGGCUGGCGGGCUGGGCGCGCCGCCGGCGUUCGCCCCCGCGCGCAGGUGUUUUCUCCGCCCAGCAUCGACGGCUAACGUGGCGUCCAGCGACCUCUUCCAGCCGCUCUGUUCCUGUCGGGGCUGGCCCCCGACCCGCUGCCGCCCCUGUCCGCCCACCACCCCCGCGCCCCCGCCGCUGCGCCCUUCGCCGCCUCGGCCGCCACCCGCUGUCACCAUCGCCCCACUCGGAGGACCAGUUGGCGCGGGUGCUGGAGAAGAACACGCAGCUGACGCUGCAGAACAGUGACCUGCAGAAGCAGGUGCAGCAGCUGCAACAUGUGAGCGCGGCGGAUGGCGGCGGGGGCGGUU
This is a messenger RNA of Gryllus bimaculatus (two-spotted cricket), 464 nucleotides long. The record is from the annotation of a GenBank genome assembly. Lineage: Eukaryota; Metazoa; Arthropoda; Insecta; Orthoptera; Gryllidae.